Striga hermonthica is the source of this 1149-nucleotide messenger RNA. The record is from the annotation of a GenBank genome assembly. NCBI's taxonomy places the organism in Eukaryota, Viridiplantae, Streptophyta, Magnoliopsida, Lamiales, Orobanchaceae.
AUGGACUCGGAGCUUAAAGUCCUGACCCCACAGUCGGCUGCCCGGCAGCCCGAGCCCGACGACAGCCCCCUCCUCAAUCGGGAGCCGAAAACCCCCGACACCCCGACGCAGAUCACGCUGAGCUUCGAGGAAUUGGAGAAGAAGUACGCCCCAUAUGUCCGGCACGACGCGUAUGGCAUCAUGGGGCGCGGCGAAUUGACGUGGUCGGAGAACUUCUUUCUCGGCAUGGGUUUGGUGUUCUUGGUGCCGAUUAGGGUCGUGGCGGGGGCUGCUAUACUGGUGCUCUAUUACGCGAUCUGUAGGGUUUGUACGGCGUUUAUGGCGCCUAACAGGGAGGAUGAGCAGGAGGAUUACGCGCACAUGGGCGGCUGGCGGAGGGCCGUGAUUAUGCAGAGUGGUAGAUUUUUGUCGAGGGCUUUGCUGUUUGUUUUCGGGUUCUACUGGAUCGCUGAAACCAGUAGGAGCAAUGGGGAAGACGGGCAGCUGGAUAAUGAUGAGAGUGCAGCUGAGAAUCAAUCUAAAGAACUGGAAAGACCUGGGGCUAUCAUAUCAAAUCAUGUUUCCUAUAUAGAUAUUCUGUAUCACAUGGCUACCUCUUUCCCAAGCUUUGUUGCUAAGAGAUCUGUGGCUAAACUUCCUCUUGUUGGUCUCAUAAGUAAAUGUCUUGGUUGUAUCUAUGUACAGCGAGAGUCAAAAUCAUCAGACUUCAAGGGUGUUUCAGGUGUUGUCAAUGAAAGAAUUCGAGAAGCUCAUCAAGAUAAGUCUGCUCCAAAAAUGAUGCUUUUCCCAGAAGGUACAACCACCAACGGAGACUAUCUUCUUCCAUUCAAGAGUGGUGCAUUUCUGUCAAAAGCUCCAGUUCUUCCUGUUAUAUUAAGAUAUCCUUACCACAGAUUUAGUCCCGCAUGGGACACCAUAUCAGGGGCCCGUCAUGUGGUUCUUCUUCUCAGUCAGUUUGUAAAUUACAUUGAAGUGACACGAUUACCUGUGUAUCAUCCCUCAGAACAAGAAAUGCAAGACCCUAGGCUAUAUGCCGAAAAUGUUCGAAACCUGAUGGCUCGUGAGGGCAACUUGAUUCUCUCGGAUAUUGGAUUGGCUGAAAAACGGGUUUAUCAUGCUGCUCUUAAUGGUUUGUUAUGUGAAAGGUAG